Messenger RNA from Gasterosteus aculeatus aculeatus (three-spined stickleback), 5583 nucleotides. RefSeq names its product casein kinase 1, gamma 1 (gene csnk1g1). Gene Ontology annotation, molecular function: ATP binding; protein serine/threonine kinase activity. NCBI's taxonomy places the organism in Eukaryota, Metazoa, Chordata, Actinopteri, Perciformes, Gasterosteidae. The record is from RefSeq and is a predicted model, not a curated record. Gene Ontology annotation, biological process: protein phosphorylation.
GUGUGUGUGUGUUUUUUUGUGUGCAUCCGGUGUGUUCGAACCUUUCCCCAGCAGCGAAGAAUGGAGCGAGCCGCCAACGACGCUCCGCUGCUAGCGUGAGACACAACAAGUACCGCCGAGAAAGAACCAACACAAAAACCACACAAAACAAAACAAACAACCUCCAGGCGAAGCCCCGGACGGUACGUGCACGUUUCCCGGGGCGUGACAGAACGGGAGCCGCGUCCCGGUUUGCUGUGUGGAUUCCGGCGGCGGCGAAGGUCUUCCACCUUCUCCUCCCUGGUACAAAUGUUGAGGUGAGAGAGCAGCCUGUGCGACAGCUGUGAGCGGUGCGGGCAGGCGGACGGAGGCGGAGUGCCGGUCAGCUCCAACAGGUGUUGGUUUCAUGAGCGUGACCGUGCCAUCCAGGCACCGGCAGUGAGCGGGGCUGUGGCUGCGGUGGGGCCGGCCCAGGAGGCCUUCUUGUGCAUCACUCCGGGCUCCCGGUGACCUGAGCUGCUGGCGCCAUGGAUCAACCCAGGGACAAAUACAGCGAGCGGCCCGCCAGGAGCACCAAGGUGUCCCAGGGCAACCGCAGCGGACACUCGUCUCGGCCCUCGGGUUCCUCCGGCUCGUCCGGGGUUCUCAUGGUGGGGCCCAACUUCCGCGUGGGCAAGAAGAUCGGCUGUGGAAACUUUGGUGAAUUGAAGCUCGGUAAAAAUCUCUACACCAACGAGUAUGUAGCUAUUAAACUGGAGCCAGUGAAGUCGAGGGCACCACAGCUGCAUUUAGAGUACCGGUUCUACAAAACACUGGGAACCACAGCUGAAGGCGUGCCGCAGGUGUUUUACUUUGGGCCCUGUGGGAAAUACAAUGCCAUGGUUCUGGAGCUGCUGGGCCCGAGUCUAGAGGACCUCUUUGACCUUUGCGACAGGACCUUUUCACUGAAGACGGUCUUAAUGAUUGCUAUACAGCUGAUUUCUCGAAUGGAGUUUGUGCACUCUAAAAACCUCAUCUAUAGGGACGUGAAACCUGAAAACUUUCUCAUCGGACGGCAAGGGAAUAAAAAGGAGCACAUCAUCCACAUCAUUGACUUUGGUCUGGCCAAAGAGUACAUCGACCCCGAGACCAAAAAACACAUUCCAUACAGGGAGCAUAAGAGCUUGACCGGCACUGCCCGAUAUAUGUCCAUUAAUACACAUUUAGGAAAAGAGCAAAGCCGGCGAGAUGACCUGGAGGCCUUAGGCCACAUGUUCAUGUAUUUCCUUCGUGGGAGUCUACCAUGGCAAGGUCUAAAGGCCGACACGUUGAAAGAACGAUACCAGAAGAUAGGAGACACAAAACGAAACACUCCCGUCGAGGUCCUUUGUGAGAACUUCCCCGAGGAGAUGGCCACCUACCUGCGAUACGUGAGGCGGUUGGACUUCUUUGAAAAGCCGGACUAUGAGUACCUGCGGACUCUGUUCACUGAGCUGUUUGAGCGUAAAGGAUACACCUUCGACUACACAUACGACUGGGUUGGCCGGCAGAUUCCCACACCAGUGGGGUCCGUCCAUAUAGACUCUGCAGCAUCUGCUGUGACGAGAGAGAGCCAUCCUCACAGGGACCGGCCCUCACAGCACCCGCCAAUCAGGAAUCAGACAGCGGUCUCAGAUCGACGAGGAGCAUGGGAGGUGCAGCCCACACGCCAAGCAAACUCCUCCUAUCUGACCUCCCACCUGGCAGCGGACAGGCACGGGGGCUCAGUGCAGGUGGUCAGCUCGACCAAUGGGGAGCUGAAUGCAGACGAUCCGCUGGCUGUUCACUCCAACGCUCUCGCCGCCCAGGCCGAGGUGGAAGUGGUCGACGAGCCCAAGUGCUGCUGUUUCUUCAGGCGGAAACGGAAGAAGAACACGGCGAGGCACAAAUGAUCGUCCGCCACCGGCCCGAGACGCGUCCGGCUUUUUGUCGUUUCAGAAAUCAAUAAGGCCACAUUGAGAAUGAAUUCGGGGGACAACCUGAAAGAUCUUGAUUGGAUGGUUUUCUGGAGGGACCCGCGUAUAAAAACGAAAAAAACCCCACGAAUGAUUUGUUGAAAUGUGCGAGACGCUCGUGUCUUUUUCUUAGGAGUCCUUUUUCUUUUUGUCUUCUUUCUCCCUCCGAGACGCGUGGAAAUGUUUCGCAGGCAAGCCGCUCGAACGGGGGAACCUUUUUUGUUGGAUUUUUUGCAGAGGAUAAUCUUUUUGUUUUUGCAGUUGAGUGUUUUUACUUGUCCGGUUCUAAAAGUUUCUCUUUGCGGUGUUUUGCGAGACAGGAAAGCGGUGGAGCCGAUCAUGUUGUGAUUUCUUAAAUCCUGUUAAAUCGAUCGCCCGCUUCACCCCUCGUUGGUCACGGCGCCCUUUCGGUCGUCGGUGGCGAGGGACUGAAUGUAAACCCGAGGAGCCCCCCCCCCCCCCCCCACCCUCCCCCCCCGCACUGUUCUUCCUCCCAAAGAGGGGACCCCCAAGCACUGGGCCCCCUGGGGCCUGAGGGAGCAGAAGACCAGAGACGCCUCCUGCACUGCGCUCCCCGAGGAGGGUCUCCCCUCGACGGCCCAAAUCCCCCCUCUGGCGGUCCCGCUCCUGACUGCUCUGAAGCCACCUGACACUUGUACAUGGGGGGAGGGGAAGGGGAGGAGGGGGGGGGCAGGCAGUGCUAUUUAUGAUAUUUAUAUGUCUUGGUUGCCACCAGUUUUCUUACUUAUUCUGAAACAUACACUGAAUGUCUGGACAGAAAUGUAAAUGACUUUGGAACAUUUAUAUAAUCUGUCAUUUUUGGAGUUCAGACCGACGUAUAAGAAGUGGGGGAGGGGGGAGGGAGGGUGGGGGGUGUGAUACCAAAACCAAGUGGAUUAAAAGGACAUUGAUGAACUUGGUUAUUAAUGGACACCGGUCCAUUCACCAGUAAACACCGGGGGGGGGACGUUGCUUUGGAGUGACGAGGAACUGACGCGCUGUGCUUUCCGAGACUGAGAUCACAGCGCCCCCCCCCCCCCCCCCCCCCCCCCCCACGCUGCUGUCCAAUGCCUUAACCCCAACCAGUCUCCGCCCGUCCUCCAUCAGUCCACCACCAGUCUCCACCACCGCAUCACAUCACCAUUUGGAUAAACCAGUUAGCCGCAUGAUGGUUGUUCGAUUUCAUUUGGAGGGGGUCAACUGUAAUACAGAGUCCAAAGUUGCAGACUGUUCCCCGGCUUGCAUCAGCGAGACCCCCCAUCUCCCCCCAAGAGAGAGCCAAACGGAUUUGUAGAAAAGAUCUAUGCUGGUGUUCCUGCGAGUCCGGUCUGAAGAACAAUGUCCUGCAAAGCCAUGUUUGAACUUUGGACAACUCUGCUGAGGACCCCCCCCCCCUCCAUUGUGAGCGAAUGCCCAUGCCAUUUUCAUUCAGUGUCGUGGAGGACUGCCUUGAGAACAAUAUCCUCGAUGUGUCGCCUUGCGUAUCCUCCAAAGAGAAUUACCGCACGCAGGUGUUUUAUUUUUUUAUGUUCUAAUCUUGCUAAUGUGAAUUUGUUUGAACGCAACUUCCUUUUCUCUUGUGUGUCCCAUUCCAAAUAGCCAUGGUUUUACGGGGAAAGAGAGGGCGACAACAACAAAAAAAGCUCGACACCAUGACUGCACUACAUUUGUUGACCCAUCUUUCCCCGACGACACUCUGCCUUCUUAAGACUGACUUUGAUCGUGCUCAUUACUUUAUUGUAGCUGCCUCAUUGCUUGGCCUUCCCUAUCGGGUGCAGGGAAUAAAUAUACUUUAAAUGACUUUAAUCCCCGCCCACGUUUAUCCUUUUUUUGUGCCAUUACACCAUUGUCCAAUCAUUCCUUUUUCCUUUCUGUGCGCGCACACACACACACACACACAGACUUACUCACUCUCGCACAAACUGGCUGCAGUCCUGGGUGGGUGGACUUGUGUUAGAGUUGCCGUGUGUGGACCUUCUCCAUCGUGCUUUAGGAACACGCAUGUUGUGGAUGAGGCGAGUUAUCUCAAUGAACCUGCGUGUAUUUACACUGUAUAGCUUUGGGUUUAUUAUCAGCCCUGUCAGUGACUCCGGGGUCUAACUUAUUGUGUUAUUGAAAGUACUUGAAUAUGAAAUAUCUACCGGACCCUUUUCUGUUUUUGUUUUUUGUUGUUUUCCUUCCUUGGUCGUUACCAUAGUAAUUCCACACGUAGGAUUGAAGGGGAAUGGCGGGAAAACGGGCUAUUUGAAUGACCGGUGUUCCUUUCUUUGAGACGUCUCCGUGUAUCCAGACUAUUUAGCCUGCCACGUUCCCCCUGGUGCCGUUCCGGAGACUUCUACUCGCCCCGCGCCUUUCUGCCUGUGCCAGGGAAACAUGCAGUUGAACGUGUUCUUGACCGUCGGCGCUCCGCCGGGUGUCCUCGACGUGUCCGUCACUUUUGGGAGGUGGGGAAUUGCAAAACGCCCCGUUGCCCAGUUCCCACCAGCAAGUGUUUUUACCAGUCGCUUCUGUUGGUUUCUUUCCAUUAUUGUUGAAACCAACCGCAAUGUAUCGAUUUUUGGUUUGCGGCCCGUCGUCUUUGCAACAUCUUGUUCUCCCUUGAACGGCGGGUCGGCUGAAACGGUAGAUGUCGAUGUAUUACUCUGAUGUAUUUACGUGUUACUCUCUGGGCCUCACGCAGAGCGAUGUAGGAGUACUCUGUGUGGUUUGUAUCUGCAUGGCUUAUCUGGAGACGACAGCCAGCGGCCUCAGUCUCUCUCUGUCUCCGUCUCUCUCUCUCUCUCCAGUGAACUGUCCUCACCUCGUCCACCGUCGGGUCGGUGAGACGUUUCGGCUUCCGGUCCUCAUGUAAAAUAAAUGUCUUCUCACCGCACAUUCCAUCUCCGUUCCCAUUUCUCCCGAUGUGCUUCAGUCGGAUUUGUGUUCAUGGCUUUCGUUGUGCGUCGGUCACAUUUCUGUGUGUCAAAGCUGUGUAAACGAAAGCGAGGGACGGUUAAAGUGUGAAUGAAUGGCUUAAGUCUUUAUGGGUUCUCUGGCACUUUUUCCCUGUUGCUGUACUGUAGAAUUGUCUUGGAUUUACUGUAUUGCUUUUCUUUGAGGGGAGAGGUUUAGGGUGACAUUUACUGCAAUAUUGUGAUGAUUAUUUGUAAAUUGUACAGUUCACAAUUAUACUCUUUGUUCUUUCUGUUGGGAUUCUAUAUCAAAUAUGUAUUCUUUGAUAUUUUUUCCCCUCUCAGACUGUGGAAAAUCAAAUUGUACAGCUCCAAGAGUUUAUCCUCCCCUCAGCUUUUUUUUCAGAGCUAUGAUUAAGAGAAAUCUUAACUGUAAAUAUAUAUUAUUGUGUUGAAAUAUGAAAAAUAUGAAUGUCACAAUGUAUUUGAAUGAGUUCGUCAAGGGCUUCAAGAAUGAAGGACCCAAAUUUCUUUUUAUGCUUUCAUAUUUUUGAUUUACAGAAAGGUAAAGGUCCUUUUUUUUUAAUCUGAAAAGCCUUUUUCUCUUUUUCUUCCUGGAUUCAUAUAAUGUGUCACACAUGAAGCUUAUAAAAUCACUUUUUAUUCCCUCCACACCGAAAGGGAAACUCCAGUUUGCACCCUUUUUUAUGUAAAAUAAAAGAUCUCUCCACCUUGUGAAA